CUGCCAUUUUGGUUUUGUUCCCGUCUGCAGUCGCAAAGCCAGCAGCGCAAUUACAUAGAAGAGACUCUCAGCACAACGACAUAGUGACUCGACAAUAUAGUGCGGACCAUCCUAAUCCUGCAUCUCGUUUCUUGUUUUUGUACCAAACGUCGCAUUUACAACCAUUGAUAAUACUGACAUCUAGACACUGCGAGAGAGGAGCGGGUUCGCAUUGGGAAGGGAUCGAGAAGGAUUAUUGAUGUCCAGCUCGCCGCUGUCCAAGAAGCGUCGCUUGUCAGGAACAGAGACGAAGACGGGAUCCCACUGCUCCUCCUCUAACUCUGUCAGAACUGAUCUAUCCCACACACCUGCCAACGGCAUGGCUAAGAAUGGCAAUGAUGCUGAGAUUGAUGAAGGCUUGUACUCCAGACAACUUUAUGUGUUGGGCCAUGAUGCUAUGAAGCGCAUGCAGAACUCCAGUGUCCUCAUCUCUGGUAUGAGAGGUCUUGGAGUGGAGAUUGCCAAGAACGUCAUCCUUGGAGGAGUUAGAAGUGUCACUGUGCAUGACCAAGGAGUUGCAGAAUGGAGGGACCUCUCUUCUCAGUUUUACCUUCGGGAGGAGGAUCUGGGAAAGAACAGAGCAGAGGUUAGUCAGCCCCGUUUGGCUGAACUCAACAACUACGUCCCUGUGACCGCCUACACCGGAGCCCUCACUGAAGAAUACCUUACCAAGUUCCAGGUGGUGGUGCUGACUAAUGCCAGUCUUGACGAGCAGCACCGUAUCGGAGAGCUCUGCCACAGCAAAGGAAUCAAGCUGAUUGUCGCAGACACACGUGGUCUGUUUGGCCAGCUUUUCUGUGACUUUGGUGAGGACAUGAUAGUGUAUGACACAAAUGGAGAGCAACCACUGAGUGCCAUGAUUUCCAUGAUCACCAAGGACAAUCCAGGGGUUGUGACAUGUCUGGAUGAGGCUCGUCAUGGCUUUGAGAGUGGAGACUAUGUCACUUUCACAGAGGUUCAGGGUAUGACAGAGCUCAAUGGCUGCCAGCCGGUGGAAAUUAAAGUUCUGGGUUCCUACACCUUCAGCAUCUGUGACACAGCUGCCUUUACAGAUUAUGUAAGAGGAGGGAUUGUCUCCCAGGUCAAGAUGCCCAAGAAGAUCUCUUUUAAAUCCUUCUCUUCCUCCAUGGCCGAGCCAGAGUUCUUGAUGACAGACUUUGCCAAGUUCGAUCGUCCAGGACACCUGCAUGUGGGCUUCCAGGCUAUCCACGCCUUCCAGAAGAAACACAACCGCCUUCCUGCUCCUUGGAACCAGGCUGAUGGGGAUGAGCUGCUGUCACUGGCCAAAGAGGUGAACUCCUCUCAGACAGGAUCAGCCAAAGUGGAGCAGUUGGAUGAGGCUCUUGUCAAAAAGUUGUCCUAUGUUGCUGCUGGUGACCUGGCCCCUGUCAAUGCCUUUAUUGGGGGUCUGGCUGCACAGGAAGUGAUGAAGGCCUGCACAGGAAAAUUCAUGCCCAUAAUGCAGUGGCUGUAUUUUGAUGCUCUGGAGUGCCUGGCAGAAGAGGAAGGAGUCAUGCUUACAGAGGAAGAGUGUGCCCCUAGGAACUGUCGAUACGAUGGGCAGAUUGCAGUGUUUGGCACCAAGCUGCAGGAUAUACUUGGCAAACAGCGCUACUUCCUGGUCGGAGCAGGUGCCAUUGGCUGCGAGCUGUUGAAAAACUUUGCCAUGAUUGGACUGGCAGCCGGAGAAGGUGAAGUCAUCGUAACAGAUAUGGACACCAUAGAGAAGUCCAACCUCAAUAGACAGUUUCUCUUCAGACCCUCCGAUGUUGCGAAAAUGAAGAGUGACACAGCUGCUGCUGCGGUGAAGCAGAUGAACCCCUCAAUCAGGAUCACAGGUCACCAGAACAGGGUGGGCCCUGACACAGAGAGGAUCUAUGAUGACGACUUCUUUGAAAGCCUCAAUGGAGUGGCUAAUGCCCUUGACAAUGUUGAUGCACGUAUGUACAUGGACCGGAGAUGUGUGUACUACCGUAAACCUUUAUUGGAGUCCGGUACUCUGGGUACCAAAGGCAAUGUCCAGGUUGUGAUCCCAUUCCUCACGGAGUCAUACAGCUCCAGCCAAGACCCACCUGAGAAGUCCAUUCCCAUCUGUACCCUCAAGAACUUCCCAAAUGCCAUUGAACACACACUGCAGUGGGCCCGUGAUGAGUUUGAGGGACUGUUCAAACAGCCACCGGAAAAUGCCAUGCAGUACCUCACAGAUCCAAAGUUCAUGGAGCGUACUCUGAAACUUCCCGGAGCUCAGCCUGUGGAGGUGCUGGAGGCUGUUUACAAGAGUCUUGUCACAGACUGUCCUCACAGCUGGGCUGACUGUGUAGCCUGGGCACGCAAUCACUGGCAGUGCCAGUACAGCAACAACAUCCGCCAGCUACUGCACAACUUCCCCCCAGAUCAGCUCACCAGCUCUGGUGCCCCCUUCUGGUCUGGUCCAAAGAGGUGUCCUCACCCCCUUGAAUUCAGCACUAGCAAUGAGCUGCACAUGGACUAUAUAAUGGCAGGAGCCAACCUGUUUGCCCAGACAUACAGUGUGCAAGGCAGCACUGAUCGUGCAAGCGUGAUCAAGAUCUUGCAGGAUGUCAAGGUUCCGACCUUUACCCCUCGUUCAGGGGUCAAAAUCCACGUGUCUGAUCAGGACCUGCAGAAUAGCAAUUCAUCUGUUGAUGACUCCAGACUGGAAGAGCUGAAGACCCAGCUGCCUUCCCCUGAGUCUUUCCAGUUCAAACUCAACCCUAUUGACUUUGAGAAGGAUGAUGACACCAAUUUCCACAUGGACUUUAUUGUAGCAGCAUCCAACCUGAGAGCAGAGAACUACGACAUUCCCCCCACAGACAGACACAAGAGCAAACUGAUAGCUGGCAAAAUUAUUCCUGCUAUUGCCACUACCACCGCUGCAGUGGUGGGCCUGGUGUGCCUGGAGCUUAUCAAAAUUGUCCAAGGACACAAGAAGCUGGAGACAUACAAGAAUGGCUUCAUGAACCUGGCCCUGCCUUUCUUUGCCUUCUCUGAGCCUAUUGCUGCUCCCAAACACAAGUACUACGAAAUCGACUGGUCAUUGUGGGAUCGCUUUGAGGUCACAGGGUUGCAGCCCAAUGGGGAAGAGAUGACACUCCGACAGUUUUUGGACCACUUUAAAAAUGAGCAUAAGCUGGAGAUCACCAUGCUUUCUCAGGGAGUGUCCAUGCUCUAUUCCUUCUUUAUGCCUGCUGCCAAACUCAAAGAGCGACUGGACCUGCCGAUGACAGAGAUUGUGACCAAGGUGUCCAAAAAGAAGCUGGGCAAGCAUGUGAAAGCCCUGGUGUUUGAGCUAUGCUGUAACGACUUGUCAGACGAAGAUGUGGAAGUGCCCUAUGUCAGAUACACCAUCCGCUGAGCUCUACACUGAACUUACCCACAGGAGGGGAGGGAUUGCAGGGGGGGAGACAGGGAGUGGGUGUCCAAAGUGAGGCAUUGAGGGAGCGGACGGGGCUGUUGAUCCGGGUCAGCUCUGUUGGAUCAAUCAGUUUUUGUUUUUGUUAUUUGUUGUUUUUGUUGUUCUUUUUUAGGCCUGUGGUUUGUGUAAACCUGUGCCUGAGUGUACAUAGCCCCAGUAAGCUGAUUUUAAGGAUGUGUAUGUGUGUUAAGGAUCCAGCUAGUGCUCGGCUUUGGGAACAGGGGUGUCACGGGGGGGAAGAAGCAUGUAUGCUGGACCUCCUGAUGUUUCUUAGGAGCAGAAGUCCUCCACUCAGUAUAAUUCAAAACCUCUGUGUUCUCUUGGCACUCCAUAGCCGAGCUAGUGUCCCUCUGAAACAUCCUCACACAAACCUUUACAAGCCUUCAGCACUAAAGAGGAUGGAUCUCUUAAUCCAGCCAACUGUCUACCCUCCGCUCUACUCGGCUCUACUUGCUCUCUUCCUUCCUGCAACCCCUGUCUCAGAGACCUGAUCCCACAUUACUGUUUGUUUGUUGUUGUUGUUUUUUUUGUUUUGUUUUUUUUUUUUAAAGAUGCACCUCAUUCAGUAAAGGUUCAGUCAAGAAUCCCAGAAAUAGGACUUUUCUUUGCCCCAGGGUCAUAUCACUGCCCUUAAUUCUAUUUUAUGAGUCCCCAAAUUCAAAUCUGUAGAAGCCCCGACACAUACAAACCCGAGUCAGCGGCCUCUCCUGACUGGAAUAAUAGUGUCUCACACCAGCAGAAUAGAAACCCUGGCCGGUCUGAGGCAUCCUGACGACUCACCUCAUCGAGCACUCUUUGCAGAGGCUCUUACACAAGACAUCAGUUUUCCUCUUUAUUCUCUUUAUAUUUCAUGUGUCUUGUUAAUUUCUAUUUCAUUUUAUUUUUUGUUGGGUUGGGGGGGGGGCAAAGGUUUGGUGCACACACCUUGUAGAUCAUAAACUGUCUUCUUUCUAAACUCCAAAUGACAUUACAGUAUAAGAACAAGGCAAUGAGAUGUAUCUUGAAAUGGGAGCACUUAGUGUGAUAGUGAAUAAAGAUGUAAAAACAGA
Scatophagus argus is the source of this 4521-nucleotide messenger RNA. It is a transcript of the gene uba1, whose product is annotated as ubiquitin-like modifier activating enzyme 1. The coding region runs from base 239 to 3412 and encodes 1057 amino acids. Gene Ontology annotation, molecular function: SUMO activating enzyme activity. The transcript has 26 exons. Gene Ontology annotation, biological process: protein sumoylation. Gene Ontology annotation, cellular component: cytoplasm; SUMO activating enzyme complex. The record is from RefSeq and is a predicted model, not a curated record. Lineage: Eukaryota; Metazoa; Chordata; Actinopteri; Scatophagidae.